CCAGCACGGCUGCCUGCCUCCUCCACAUCCCGUCACGAAGAGAAGCCUAUUGUGUCGGGCCCAGGGAGUUGGAGUUGAAGUGCCCGGGGUCCGCGCCUCUGACUGCUCUGAGCUACUUCCCCAUUGGCUCCCAGCAGCUUGUGCUCCGCACGGGCUCAGCGGCAGGGGGAGGCGGUAGUCCAUAAAAGGGGGGGCGAGGCACCAGAACUGCCAUUCCGAGGGGCUUCGGUGGCGCCUCCUGCCGAGCCGGAGUCAGGCAGGCCCCUGAGUCUUGGACCGGCCACCUGCCACCACCCCUCCAACCUGCUGGGCCGGAGGCUGCUCAGGGGCAAAGAAGAGCACAGGUCAUUUAUCUCCAGGCUUUGAGAUCUGCGUGGGGGAGCUGUUGCAGCAGCCCAAGCGGGAAAGCUGAGACAGAAUGGCGUGGCAGGGGCUGCUGCUGGCCGCUGGCCUCCUUGUGCUUCCCUCUGCUGCAGCGGACUGUGUGUCCCAGUGCGCCCUGUGUGCUGUGAAGACCCAGCAUGGGCCCAAACCCAUCGACCCGCUGAUUUGCUCCCUGGAAUGCCAGGCCACUCUGCUACCUGCUGAGGAGUGGGAGAGAUGCCAGGGACUUCUGUCUUUUUCUGCCCCCUUUACCCUUGGGCUCAAUGGCAAGGAAGACUUGGAAGAGCCCUAUAGCGAGCUGGCCAAGCGCUCUGGUCCCUUCUUGAAGGAGCUUGAGAAAAACAGACUCCUUCUUAGCACCCCAGCAGAGGAGAAUGCUCUGAGCAGGUGCCUGGCAGAGAAGCUCAGGGGUCUCUCUGGUAGGUUGGGGGAGGGAGCAGAGUCUGAGCUGAUGGGCGCCCCCCAGCCGAAAGCUGGUGCCAUGGAUGUUGGGGCCCUGGAUUCCGAGGAGGAGGACCCCAAGGAGCAGGUCAAACGCUAUGGGGGCUUCUUGCGCAAGUACCCCAAGAGGAGCUCAGAGGUGGCUGGGGAGGGGGAGGGGGAUCAGGAGGGCCACGAGGACCUGUACAAACGCUAUGGGGGCUUCCUGAGGCGCAUCCGUCCCAAGCUCAAGUGGGACAACCAGAAGCGUUAUGGCGGUUUUCUCCGGCGCCAGUUCAAGGUGGUAACUCGGUCUCAGGAAGACCCCAAUGCCUACUCUGGAGAGCUUCUUGAUGUGUAACCGCCCCUCCAACAUGGAGUUGAGUCAAGAGCUCCCCCUGACACCCUUCCAUGUUGGAGUGUCCCCAUUCAUCCUCCCUUAUGUCCCCUGUUCCCACGCCCAGUUCAGCCUUGUCUAAAAUAUAUCCAAACCUAGCCUGACUUUUCUCUUCUGCCUGGGGUGCAGUGUCUGGGGCCAGUGAGGGGGAGGGAUGGAGGUUCACCCCUCCAAUAGGUUUAGUGUUGCCUCAGAUCUUAGAGCUCUAGAACUAGUGCCAGCAGCAGCUUUUGACAUCACUCCCUUCACCCCUUUCAUGUGACUCCCCAGUUCCAGGAAUCCAGACUGGCUUGUUCUUCCUCACGCUACCUCUAUGAUCACCAAACUUUAUUGAUCACAUGCCCCUUGAAGAAGAAAAACAAGCAGAGCCCCUCCCAUGCAGAUAUAUUCAUUUAGCUAGCAUAUACAUAUAAUAAAAACAUACAGAUGGUAGAAAUUUAAAACAAGAUCAAUAAACAAAAAGGAAUCCCAACAUUUAUUCCCAAACCUCAAAGGAUCUCCUGUGCACCCCACUUUGGACACCAUGCUUUAGAUAAAAUGCUCAAAAACACUGCCUAUUAUUGGAGUAGAAAUUCCUACAGAAGAGAGUUCAGUCUUCUGGAGAUUAAAUGUUCAAUUGGUGUACUCUGAGUUCUUUUUGUUUAGGAACACACCUUUUGAAGAACUAAGUUCCUGGACCCCAGUCCAUGUUACCCUGGGCAGCGCCCAAGUCCUCAAAGGAGAGGAAGGGGGUAAAGCCCUUUUCCUAAGUGGUUAAUGAGAGCAGUUCUCCCUCUGAAUGCUAAAAUGAUUGAGGGAACGAGGCAAACCAAUUUGUUCUGUGCAACAAACUCAAAAUCUGGACCAGUUCCCUCAGCCCUCAUUAAACUAAUUAAACUGAUCAGUAUUACGCUCCUACCCCAGGAUGAACUGAAGCUGAGUCAAGUUGAUGAGGUUAAGCACAACCAUGUUCUUGAGCAGCUGAGUCGGCCGCCAGAAGUCCAAGCCAUCUGGCCAAACAUAUGCCCUGGGCACUGGGUGAGGGAAUCCAGAAGCAACAGCUAGAAAGAGAAAAAGACCCUUUUCAGCCCCCUGAUGAUUCUUUCCUUUUAAUGUCUCAAAAUAAAACCAGAAAGGGGAAUGAAAUGAUUGAGUGCUUGAGGCCAGAUGAGUUCCCUUGAUUCCAAUAACCCAGAAUCAGAGGCAGAGACCUCCCAAUGCCUUGGGUUCAAUCAGGUUUGCUCUGUCUCUCCCUGCUCUCUUGCUCACUCACCCCCAGGCACUAUGGUUUUGUUUGUGGGUCCAGGAGGCUGGAUAGGAGAAGAAAUAGACAUGAGUUUUCGUAGAAAACACCACUGAACACACCUCUUUAUGCCCAAGCCCCACGUCUCUCAAAAUGUCCUGAAAUGUAUAGGUUGUUUUAGGGUUACUUUGUGUGCUUUAAAAAAAAAACCCGUUUAUGCAAUUUACUUGGAAUUCGCUUAGUCCUCAACAGGCCUGUGUUAUUUCCUACUCUUCUAGUACAAUAAAUUAAAAACAAAAUGUGGAUGACCUGGGGUGUGUGUCUAUGAGCGCCACAGUCCGCAGACAGUGAAGAGACCAUUUGCAGAAAAGGGUGCUGGGGAAUGAGAAAUACACAAACACACACACAUUCAUGUUAGAAAACAAAAUGUAGGAGAAUGGAACAAAGACUUUAGAGUGCCACAUUUGAGAUCUGUGUGACCUUGGGCAAGUCAUUUGAUCUCCUUGAGCCUUAGUCUUACCCUCUGUAAAAUAAAGACUAAUAGUGCCAACUUUGUAAGGUGGAUGUGAGGAUUAGAUGCAAUCAUAGGCACGAAGCUCCUGAUACAUAGUAUGUGCUCAGUAAAUGAGGGUUUCCUUUCCUAUGUUGUCUCAAGGGACAGUGGCAAAGCUCAAGCAUCCAGCAACCCAGUGGGGAGAGCAGGGAGGGUUCUGCAGAGGAAGGCUGAGCCCUGCCUAACUCCCAGGGGCUGUCUCCUAUGCUGGGUGACCCGGUGGGAAGCAGAAAUGUUCCUAGACAAAGGUGAAUGUGAUAGGGAUGAAGAACACUAGAGAAUAGGUGAUAGAACGUCCUUUGCUGAAAUGACAUCCUUCACUAAAUGACACUGAUGAGAUGUCUUUAAAGGAGACUGCGGCACCAGACCCCAUGGCUUCCAUUUGGCCACGGGCUUUCCGAAUGAUUUCAUAGAAAACACAGGGUCAGGGAGGUUUCAGUCAUUCCUUCAUUUGUUCAACAAAGUAUUCAUUGAAGGCCUACUAGGUGGUAGAACUUUUGCUAGGUGCUGGAAGUACAGGAAAAUAAAAUGCCUAGGGUCUCAGGUCUUGUGGAACUUGCAGUCUAGUGGGGGAGAUAAAUAAACAAGGAAACCAAAAUAUAAAUCUAAAAUUAAAAAUAAAAAUUUAAAUGAAUUAAAAAUGUUAAAUUUUAAUGAAAUCUAAAAUAGUGGUAACUGUUGGGAAGGAAACAAUUGGGACUUAGCAAUAGUAGGGGUAGUGGAGGAAUCUUCCUAAGGUAUUCAGGAAAUCCUUCUUGAGGAAUAUUCCAUUCUUGGCUCAGAGAGUCAGCAAGUUGAAAGGCACCUAAGGUGGGGAUUAUUUC
Messenger RNA from Manis javanica (Malayan pangolin), 3800 nucleotides. RefSeq names its product prodynorphin (gene PDYN). Gene Ontology annotation, biological process: sensory perception; neuropeptide signaling pathway; chemical synaptic transmission. NCBI's taxonomy places the organism in Eukaryota, Metazoa, Chordata, Mammalia, Pholidota, Manidae. The record is from RefSeq and is a predicted model, not a curated record. Gene Ontology annotation, cellular component: axon terminus; plasma membrane; dendrite. Gene Ontology annotation, molecular function: opioid receptor binding.